CUGGAAGUGAGUGGGUCGGAAACAGUGAAGUUGGAAGACGUGGAGCACGUGAUAUCUUCCAUACAGUGCUUCACUGACCCGAAAUGUGCCCGGGAUCCGGACGUGGUACAAUGCUGGAGAAGUGAGUUGGUAGAUGGUUGCGCCUUAGGUCAACCGCUUCCUAAAGGUUGUUUGAUUAACGGCGGAUGUGUUAAGCAAACAUAA
Molecule: messenger RNA, 204 nt
Organism: Acanthocheilonema viteae
Lineage: Eukaryota; Metazoa; Nematoda; Chromadorea; Rhabditida; Onchocercidae
Source: the annotation of a GenBank genome assembly